Echinops telfairi (small Madagascar hedgehog) is the source of this 5008-nucleotide messenger RNA. It is a transcript of the gene ENTPD5, whose product is annotated as ectonucleoside triphosphate diphosphohydrolase 5 (inactive). Gene Ontology annotation, biological process: nucleoside diphosphate catabolic process. Gene Ontology annotation, cellular component: membrane. Lineage: Eukaryota; Metazoa; Chordata; Mammalia; Afrosoricida; Tenrecidae. The record is from RefSeq and is a predicted model, not a curated record. Gene Ontology annotation, molecular function: UDP phosphatase activity; GDP phosphatase activity.
GGUUACAGUUCAGGACAAGAUAGGAAUCCUACCAUCAGUUUGCUUGCAACCAGAUUGAAAAACUGACCCUGCAGUUGAAGCAGACAAAGAAGAAAGCCGAGGAGGAAAAGAAGAAACCGCCACUUCAGGUCCGUGAGCGGUGCUGCUUCAAUAAAAGCCUUCGACCUGCCACAUCUUGGGGCGAGAAUGGGCACAUUCUGGGGUGCAGCCUUCUUCGUGCUGGGGGUAUCCUGUGUUUGCAGCACUGUCUUCUACAGAGAACAGCUGACUUGGUUUGAAGGCGUCUUCCUGUCUUCCAUGUGCCCUAUCAAUGUCAGUGCCGAUACCUUGUAUGGAAUUAUGUUUGAUGCAGGGAGUACCGGAACUCGAAUUCAUGUUUACACCUUUGUGCAGAAAAUACCAGGACAGCCUCCGAUUCUGGAAGGGGAAAUUUUUGAUUCUGUGAAGCCAGGACUUUCUGCUUUUGUAGAUCAACCCAAGCAGGGUGCUGAGACUGUCCAAGGACUCUUAGAGGUGGCCAAAGACUCGGUCCCUCGAAGUCACUGGAAAAGGACCCCGGUGGUCUUGAAGGCCACAGCUGGACUGCGUUUACUGCCAGAGCACAAAGCCCAGGCUCUGCUCUUCGAGGUAAGGGAAAUCUUCCAGAAGUCACCUUUCCUGGUACCAGAUGACAGUGUUAGCAUCAUGGACGGAGCCUAUGAAGGAAUAUUAGCCUGGGUUUCUGUGAAUUUUCUGACAGGGCAGCUGCAUGGCCACAACCAGGAGACUGUGGGGACCCUGGACCUCGGGGGCGCUUCCACACAAAUCACUUUCCUGCCGCAGUUUGAGAAAACUCUGGAACAAACCCCUAGGGGCUACCUCACUUCCUUUGAGAUGUUUAACAGCACGUAUAAGCUCUAUACACAUAGUUACUUGGGAUUUGGAUUGAAAGCUGCAAGACUGGCAACCCUGGGAGCCCUGGAGACAGAAGCAAAGGAUGGACAGACUUUCCGAAGUGCCUGCCUUCCAAGAUGGCUGGAAGCGGAAUGGAUCUUUGGGGGCGUGAAAUACCAGUAUGGUGGCAACCAAGAAGGGGAGAUGGGCUUUGAGCCCUGCUAUGCCGAAGUACAGAGAGUGGUACAAGGAAAACUUCACCAGCCAGAGGAGAUCCAGAGAAGCUCCUUCUAUGCAUUCUCGUACUAUUACGAUCGAGCUGUUGACACAGAGAUGAUUGAUUAUGAAAAAGGGGGCAUUUUAAAAGUUGAAGAUUUUGGACAAAAGGCCAGGGAAGUGUGUGAUAACUUAGAAAACUUCACUUCAGGGAGUCCCUUUCUGUGCAUGGAUCUCAGUUACAUCACGGCCUUGUUAAAGGAUGGCUUUGGCUUUGCAGACAGCACUGUGUUACAGCUCACAAAGAAAGUGAACAACAUUGAGACAGGCUGGGCCGGGGGCCACCUUUCACUUGCUGCAGUCCCUGGACAUCACCCACUAAGGUCAAGCACGUCACUGGGGCCUGCACUCCCAAAGGACCUUUUUCCAGGGUGGGGAGAAGACUCUUCCAUGGUCAGGGAACAGCCUGCACUGAAGCCCAGCUGCAGGAAGGGCCUGUCAAGGGUCUUGCCCAUGAGCCUGGAGAUCUGAGUGGAAUUCAUUUCACACAUCUCAUGUGAACUGCUGCCUACCCCUGAGUGUACAGCUAGCGUCAGUCUAAACCUUGGAGAGCCCUAUGAGCCAAAAAGAAUAGCUGUAGAACUUGACCUUGGAGUGAGUGCCCCAGGACUGGUCCUUGGGAACCAAAGGAAAAAAUCUCUCAUUUUAACCCUCUGAGUGCCUCAUUCCUUUGAACUAUUUAAUUUUCUUAUGUGCUGACCGAUGGCAAUCUCAUGAUCCAUCAAUAUCAGUGAUUGUUUUUCUCUCCCCCGUUCUGCCCUGCCUCACUCUUAUCUCUCCACCUACCCUAUCUUAUCUCCUACCCACCAAAAAAGAUAAAAGAAUGCCUGGUUUGGCUUUCUAUGUACAAUUCAAGGGGGUAGGGGGUGGGGUGGUACCACAUAGAAGUUCCAUGUGUGCCUGCGCUGCACUGACUCCUCCCAUCAGCUAGGAGCUGUCCUAAAUCUCAGCUGGAUGGCACAGGCUAGGAGCAAUGCCUGAUGGUCUGAGCCAUCUCUGGGGUCCUGUUCGGGGAGGGUGUGGUUGCCUUGUAAUGACUGCCUUUUAUUCAACUCUUUAUCAACGAUGAGUGAACCUAUCUGAUUUCAAAACUUAGCUAACCUCUGUCUGUGUGUGUGUGUCUGACUUCAAAACUUAGCUAACCUCAGUGUGUAUGUGUGUGUGUGUGUGUGUGUGUCAGAGCCAGGCUAGCGUGUUUAUACUCUUUGUGAGGGUCCCAAAUAUGUUUUAGAGGGUCGGUGAAGAGGAAGACCCUCAAGAUGCAUUGACACCGGGGCUGCAGCAGUGGGCUCACACACCAUUGUGAGGAGGGCACAGGGCUGGGCAGUGCUUCCCUCUGUUGUCAUUGGGUCACUAUGAGUAGGAACCAACUCCACGGUACCCAACAACCCAACUGUCAUCUUUGUGUUUGUAAGAAAUACAACUGCAACGUGGCCUUUUGGUCUGCAGCUAAGGAGAUUAAUUUUGGUCAUACCCCUCCUUGCAGCUUGACCUCUCCACCCACAGCAGUACCUCUUUCUGCCCCAGCUCCUCAUCUUUGCUAUAUCCUCUGUUCAACGGUCAGGCUCCAUGAUUUCUGGGACCAUUCUUGAGGACAUCCACUCUGGCCCAUUAGCACAGAGAACCCUACUUAAUAGCUCCCAAGUUCCUUCAUUGUAUGAGUGCCCAGAGCACUUUACCUUGUGGACUGUCUCCCCCAAACUCAUCUACUCUUUCCUCACUUCUAGUCUAGCCAGUGUCGUGUCCUUGACCCACAAGGUCUUCCUGCUGUCUGGCUCCUGUACCUUGCUUUCUUUCCAGGAGUCUCUCUCUUCACACACCCUGCCCUUCAGCCUGCUCACCAACAUGCCAGGUGUGACUGUCCUUGGUGGGGAGCCUUUUUUGUCUCUUUUGAGUUAGUAAAUAUUUAACAUCUGCUUUAUGCAAGGUGUUAGGCAAUUUACUUUCUCCUGUGCCUCCAUAUUUUAGUGGUGUUUGUUUUAAAUCCAAAGUGAAGUGUGUUCAAGCGUGUCAGACUUACUACUAGGGCUGCCUGUUCCUCAGAAAGUUGCUAGUAAAUAAUGGAAUCUCUAGCGAUGGGAACAGCCUAAAGUUUCGUCUUCUACCCCACACCCCAUUCCCUUAGCCUUUCUCGCAGGUGCCGCUCAGCUUGUUCUGGCCGGCUGUGUCAGACAGCUCCUUCCACUUGGCGCUGCACUGAGGGUCAACUGUUCCUACAGCAAGCUGCAGCCUACCGUCUUCCCAGAGUUUCACAGCUGCUCCAGCCCCUCGGUCAGCUGAAGAAAGCGCCCAAGUCCUUUGUGAUCUUUUCUUUAACAUAUGUACAGCACGGAUUCCAGACUCUUACCUUGUCCCUCAAAAAAAGAAAGGAAAGGUGCUAGGCCCAUUCACCCCUCUAAAUGAUGCUGUUUCCUAUGAUUUAGAACAUUUCUUCCAGAAAUCAAGUUUUUUCUCCUGAGAGGUGGUCUUUCCCUGAAGACUUCAACUCUGGUAGUAUUCCUUAGGCUUUAUCACCCCAGCUCAUCUGAAGCUUUUCUUAUUUAAACAGCCACGCUUGCACAGUACACGUAUUGUUUGUGACGGGGAGAGUUUGGGAGACCCCAUUGGCCACCCGUCCUCCCUCCUGAACUCCUGGGGUAGAUGCUUUCAACUCAAGAAAAUACAUCCAAACUUGAGUAAGCAUUUGGUGAAUUAACCAACAGCCAUUUUAAGAACAGCUUGGAAUGAGAAUUUUAGAAAUAGUUGUCCACUACAUUUUUUCUGCCCUAGUGUAUAUACCCUGUGGAUCUCUAUUAAGGGUCCCCAAGACAAAUUGCUGGUUUGUUUCCUCCCUGUAAAUGUUGUUUCCAUAUUUUAAAUUCUUAGGGCCUAGCGUGGCCUGUCUUCAUGUUAUAUGAAGGACAUUCUCGGGCUAUGGAGGUCCUUGCAAGUUGUGCCUUAAAAUACCCACUUUGCCUGAUAUCUAGCUUGCCUCCUCUUGGGGAGUCUUAUUUUUUGGGGAAAGGUGGCCUUUUUCAGCAAUGACCUCCCUUACCAGUAGUCACACAGCUUUUUAGGGGAGCUGACAGCUUUUGUGUUGGGCAGUUCUUCCUGAGCUUCCCGCAAAGGGGGUGACACUGUCACUUUGUACUCGAGCAUCUUAUGAACGUCUACAUUUGCCUGAAAAGCUUCCCAGCAGUAACAAGACUUCUACACAAUCUCACAGACUACUCUCGAGGAGAGCUUACGGGGUUAAAGCGAGUGCUCACAGUGCGUCUUCAGCUCAGGCUUGGAGGCCCCUUCGGCACAGGGUGCACGGAGGGCUCUUCAAGAAGCACCUCCGGGACUGUGACGUGAGCUCUGUCGAAACCCCAGCAGAACGUGGCCUCCUCCAAGCUGCCAUCCAUCAUGAGCAAACACUGCUCCUAACCACGUCCUCCCUCGAGACCUCUGCGUCCCGAGGUCUUUGAACACACACAGUGCGAUUUUUAAUACAGUACAACAGCGGUAUCCCAGAGGAACCAUAAAUUAAAUUGAAAUCUGAUGCUGUGAUGAAGAAGCAAACAAGCAUUACGAUUUUGCCUUUUUGUGAUGAGAUGUAAGAGUCCCCAAUAAAAGUAUUUAAUUAAAAAAAGUUUGCCUUUUCAGAAGCUCCAGUGCACAUGUAACAAAGAUUAAAGUAAUUUGUAUUUAAUUUGCAUUCUGAUGUAAAUUUUUAAAUGGCUAUUCUAACAGCAAAUGCAUUCACUGCAUAUUUCUAAUUCUUGCAUCUAUCAAGAAAAAAACGAUCAAAGUCUCUUCCUCAAAAAGGACUGUUAUUAAGUGAAAAUAAAUGACAUAGUACCUUGAUUUAGUAAUAAAAAGGCUGUUUUAAACCAAA